This is a messenger RNA of Centruroides sculpturatus (bark scorpion), 4387 nucleotides long. Its product is annotated as fork head domain transcription factor slp1-like. Gene Ontology annotation, cellular component: nucleus. Gene Ontology annotation, molecular function: sequence-specific double-stranded DNA binding; DNA-binding transcription factor activity. The record is from RefSeq and is a predicted model, not a curated record. The transcript has a single exon. NCBI's taxonomy places the organism in Eukaryota, Metazoa, Arthropoda, Arachnida, Scorpiones, Buthidae. Bases 72 to 1265 code for a protein of 397 amino acids. Gene Ontology annotation, biological process: regulation of transcription by RNA polymerase II.
GCGCGGAGGUGCGAGUCGGUCUUCCACGCUCCGCUCACUCAGCCGAUCUGGCUUCCGUCACGAGAACCGGGAUGGUGAAGAUCGACGGGAUGGACCGCGUCCACAUGGCUCCUCGUCGAACCUCCUUCACCAUCAGUAGCAUUAUGGCCGAGGACCAAGGCGGGGGUGAGAGAUGGCCCGCCAAUCCCCCUUCGCAUUCUCCACCCGAUAGGACCGGAGACUUACCGCACGAUCUCAGCACCAAAUCUGCCCCUUGUGCUAGCAUCAAAAACGAGAACGCGGGGGGCAAAACGGGAUAUCCCAUCAGCCGCACGGACUGUAAAACAGACAAGAACGAGGAAGAUAAACCUAAACAGUGUACGGUGUCUAAAGAGUUAGAUAAAGGGAAGAACCAGGAAGAAUGCAACAAUUCGAAGAAAUCUACCAAAUACGAGAAACCACCUUUUAGUUACAACGCUCUAAUCAUGAUGGCUAUCCGUCAGAGCCCCGAGAAAAGACUGACUCUAAACGGGAUCUACGAGUUUAUCAUGAAGAACUUUCCUUAUUAUCGAGAGAACAAGCAAGGAUGGCAGAAUUCCAUUCGGCACAAUCUCAGCCUCAACAAGUGUUUCGUCAAGGUUCCUAGACAUUACGACGAUCCGGGAAAAGGCAACUACUGGAUGCUGGAUCCCAGCAGCGACGACGUCUUUAUCGGUGGCACAACUGGAAAGCUGCGGAGGAGAUCCACGGCAGCCUCCAGAAGCCGCCUGGCAGCCUUCAAGAGGACUGUAGCGGGAGCCUCCGUCUUUCCAGGCUCUCUCUCGGCUGGCUUCCACCCCUCUCCGGGGGACAAAGCGGCCGCUUUGGGAUGGCCCUUAGGUCCUUACGGUGCCCUGCCACCCGCAGCACUCUCUUUCAAGUAUCCCGUAUCGUACGCCGGAGUUUCUCUUUCCAAACCCGGUCCCGUGCAAGGUUUCACCGUUGACUGUUUACUAGGCAGCAGAGAAGGGUGCGGAGGUCAAAUGACCCCUAACCUUUGGUCGGGACUGGGUUUGGCCUGCACCAACGGGAACUGUACCACUUUCGCUCCCACAUGCACCGGUCUGGCGUCCUGCAACUACUUGUUGUCGUCGCUGGUAUCCCCUGGUGUGUACGAUCUGCAUCCGGCCCUUCGAUCUCAGCACGUGACCACCGUGUCGCCCGAACCCGGCAAUCCAACUUCGUCGUCGCCAACGGAGUCCACUACAAUCUACAAGCCUAUUCCCAUCCUGUCCAAGCAGAGCUGAGGAAGGAGCGAGCUUAAGUCGCCUGUCAAACAGGACUUCGGGUCCCUGCUAUGAACAGUCGUGCCAGGGCUUCCCCUUAAACUCUGUAAGUGUCUCUUGUGUACAGAUUUGUUGUGUGUAUAGCUAACAUACCGUCCUGUACCAUAUAUUACAUAUAGUCAUAGUCUGUACAGUACCAGGUAGGCCUAUAAGUCGCACCGUCGGUCGCUAAACGAUCGACUGCACCUCGCUCGCCAGCAGGACCACAGCUUCCUUCGCGUCCUAAUUUCUAAGACGUUCAAAUUUUUCUAGUCUUUAUCUCACAUUUAGAAUAGAUUCUUUCGACUCUUCCUCCGAGUAAUUUCAUUCUUAGUCUAGAUGCCAAGUUUAGCCCCGAAUUUACCACGAAACUCACGAGUUUCUAUUUACUAAAGUAGCCAUAAACCACAAGCCAAAAACUCCCAGCCCAAAAUCUUUAGGUCCAUUCGAGACCUUCUCACUUACAAUUGAUACCAUCCUGGUUCUUUCUAAACUCGAAAUUUAGUCUGAAAAAGCAACCCCGUUAGUAAUUUCGGGUGUGGAUGAUGGGCUAAAUUUGGAUCCCAAGUAAAUUACAGUAAGACAGAGAGAGAAAACAGUUAUUGCAAAUUCUUUUUAAUUUUCUUUUAAAAUAAUUUAUAAAUUGUAUUGUAAUGGAAUAGGAAGCAGUAAUAAGAAAGGAAAAAAAAAAUAUUUUGACACCUGGCCCGCAUGUGCGGGUUCUUAUCUCGUGUAAUGUUGGCUUGAGUGUGUCAGAUUUAAUAUAUUAAAUAUCAUUUAUGCAUAAAACUUGUCUGGUUCUUGUGCACGGUUCAAACACGACUCCCGUUUUUGGCUGGUGUUAGCCCUUUAGUUUUAUAUUUAAAUUAAGACGCGCGAAAGGGACUUUAAAACCUUAAAAUUUUAAAUGUUAAAUUUGAAAGAUUUUACGGCUUUAAACAAUGCAGAAAAUUAUGGUUUUCUAGUAGAAAAAUUGACGUGUGUGACGUGAUAAGGGACCUAAAUACGAUUUAAUUUAGGAGAGGAGACGACAGAGAUCCGUUCUAGAUAUUAAAUAGGAUUAGGAGGUUGGCAUUAAUCCCUUUCGGAGAUAAUUAUUUCAAUAACAUCAUUAAAUGAAAGCUCAUCAUCAACAAGUAGCUGUCUUCCUUAUUUACUUAUCUAUCGUCCACACAGUAUCAAAUAUUAUAAGAAAAGCACGGGGACUUCACUCACUUCAGUUUAAUAAUCGUUUUAAAGCUUCACCGUUCUCCUAUGAGCGAAAUUUUGAAGAGGAACCGGAUCUAACUCGACUUGUAUAAGAGUUGCGUGGAGAGGGGCAGGUGCUGCAUUUGGUGGUGCAGAAAAAUUAGGAGUCGGAUGAUUCGGUAUUAGAGCGUAAUUUUGGGAAAGAGGGUGCUAUGGCUGGCUGCUGCACGCGUCACAAAAGCAUCAUCGAUCACUGGCUGCGCCGCUUCUCUACGUGGGAAAACGCUAGUGGACGAAUCCGUCAAGUCCUCAUUGUGGCUGCAUUGUAAUACAACCAUACUCUUGUAGCGAUUGUACAACACACCCACUCCACUCGAGUCGGGCCCAUUGACGUGUCAGGAAAAUGUAUCACUUCUUCCUUUCUCAAGCCGCUUUCUGAUAUCGUUGUCAUUAUCUCUUUGUGCGUAAUUAUCAUUUGGAAAAUUUCGCCAUUGUGCACGCGUUCACCGUUUCAAGGUGCGCGAAAUUUCACCAUCCGACUCUUGUUAACCAUAAUGGCAAUUCUGCCUGAUUUUCCACCCAUUUUGUGGGCAAUGGGAAUGCGUAUCCCCGCCACUUUUCCGGACACGAUCUCUCUACAUAAAUGAUGAACUCUCCCGAGCCGUAUAUUCAAACGGAUCCCCGAUUUUUCUAUUAAAAUCUUAUUCAAACUUUUCUCUUUCUUUCUUUUAUUUUAAAAGAAAUUAAUUAUAAUUCAAAAAAAAUUUACUUCGCUUCCUUUCUCAUUAACUUACUAAUAUAACUUUAUACACUUUAUGUAUGGAUUUCCUUGUCGAAAAAUGGAAGUUGGGAAUCUUCAGCGAGAGUUCUUACAUCAAUUAUGGUGGAAAUCAGGAAGUUCUAGUCAAUUUAACUGGCAUCUCUUACGUUGUUAUAAAAUUAAUUCGAUACAAUUACGAUAUUAUGUAAUUCUGAUUUGCAUCACGCGAUGGAUUCGAUGUUGUAAAUGAAUUUUGGAAGUUGUUUUAAUGGAUUAAAGUAACAUAUUUUUACUUUAUUUUCCUUCCGAGGAUUUUUUGCUUGGCAAUUUAAUCGUUUAACGGGAUCAAAAUAUCAGAUUUACUAGCAAACAAUAGUAGAAAAUGGGAUAAAAAUUGUGGACGUCGAACAACUUUCGAUACAGUUUAUUGGACGUUGGCUAAUUAAAAGCCUAAACAAGCGUAGGCGCGGCAACGUAGGCUAAUCCGAGCAACACGUGUUGGCAUUUACUAAUUCUCAGUAUUAGGUGUGAGAGGCCGAGGCGUGGAACUCAACGCCAUUGUCCUCUCGGAUCUGAUUUAGUGAUGCAAAGCCAAAAUAUACGACUGUGCAGGGUCACGUGUCAGUUGUUUGGCCUGUCAUCAGUCUUCUCGGCCCAUUGUUCUUGUUUAUGCCUCUCUUUUUAUGACUCCUGGGGAAACACUACAUUUUGUUUAUUAAAUACGUCGGUUCCGGUUAAAAAUAUCCUGUUUCUCCUAUCGGUAAAUACCCAAACCGGAUACAACAAUAUAAUAGUAGAAAUCUUUUGAUUUUCUUCUGUCAAAAAUCAUUGUUUUUAUAGUAAAUGUCUCUUUCGGAUCCGUCUUCCACUUCUCUUAUCAAAUUCGAAAGAAUCUAAUACCUUAAGAUUUGUAAAGUAUGUAAACACUUAUCUAUGUAAGGCCUACAGAAUAAGGCUGGCAGAAUAAAGUUGAUUUUAUAAAGGCAUAAAAAAAUUUAUGUAUAGAUUAUAUUUUCUCCUCCUCUGCUCGUCUGUACCCAAACGUGUGCCCAAAAAUGAUGCAAUAGAAAUCCCAUAUCCUGUUCUACUUAACGUAAUUUAUGGAUUUUCGGGCCCGUUGGGAGGUCGAAUGGGCCCGACGUUCAUAAAUCAUAUU